Phytophthora sojae is the source of this 1158-nucleotide messenger RNA. RefSeq lists its product as hypothetical. NCBI's taxonomy places the organism in Eukaryota, Oomycota, Peronosporomycetes, Peronosporales, Peronosporaceae. The transcript is spliced from 4 exons. The coding region runs from base 1 to 1158 and encodes 385 amino acids. The record is from RefSeq and is a predicted model, not a curated record.
AUGUCGGUGCUUGUGCGCACGCAGCCCAAGGCGGCGGUGUACGUGGCGGCGACGCGGCAGCACGUGGGCAAGACCAGCACGUGCCUGGGCCUGCUGCAGGGCCUCACCGUUCGCCUGGACCGCAUCGGCUUCCUCAAGCCCGUGGGACAGGAGAGCGUCGCCGUCGAGGGCGGCUCCUUGCGGGUGGACAAAGAUGUCGCGGUGGCGAAAGAGGUGUUCAAGCUGGACACGUGCAACUACGCGGACAUGUCCCCCGUGGUGAUCAUGCCCGGGUACACCAAGCGCUUCCUGGACGGACACAUCACGGUGGAGAGCCAAUUGGACAAGAUCCGCCGGAGCUUCGACAAGAUCACGGCGGCCAAUGAGUUCACUGUGGUGGAAGGCACAGGACACACUGGCGUGGGCUCCAUUGUGCAAUGCAACAACGCUAGGAUAGCUGCCGAGCUGGGUGUGGAUAUGGUGCUGGUGGCCAAUGGAGGGCUGGGCUCGGCGUUCGACGAUCUGGCACUCAACUACGCCAUGUGCAAGGCGCACGGCGUGAAGAUCCGCGGCGUUAUUUUGAACAAGGUGCUGGAGGACAGGACCGAUAUGCUGCGCGAGUACUUCCCCAAGGCGAUGAAGCACUGGGGAGGCGACGUGCCGCUCAUUGGCGUCGUGCCCAACUUGCCGGCGCUCUCGAACCCGAGCAUGCUGGACUUUGAAGGGCUGUUCAGGACGACGAUGCUGACGGACCGAUCGAAGCGCUUCCAGCAGUACAACAAGACCACGCUCGUGACGGCAGGACUGCGUCGGUUUUUAGCGAAGCUGACUGCUCCCGAGUUCGAGAACACGCUGUUCGUGACGCAUGUGUCCCGCAAUGAUAUUAUCCUGGGGUUCCUCUCUCACGCGCAGAACUUCGAGCUCACAAUGAAGAGGCCGUACGGCGGUGGACUCAUACUCACAGGAUCGCCCUCCGGUGACCAGCCGCAGGACUACAUUAUAAACAUCAUCAAGAACGCGACAGCUCCCGUGCUCUACGUGCCCAUGACCACCUUCGCGGCCAUGGAGAAGAUCACACACUUCACUGCCAAGUUUAAUCCGACCGACGAACAGAAGGUGCGCGCGUGCGGGAAGCACUACGCCCACCACAUCGACUUUGACGCGAUUAUCUCCAGAUAG